Oppia nitens is the source of this 2874-nucleotide messenger RNA. It is a transcript of the gene oxt, whose product is annotated as xylosyltransferase oxt-like. The coding region runs from base 48 to 2861 and encodes 937 amino acids. Gene Ontology annotation, biological process: heparan sulfate proteoglycan biosynthetic process; chondroitin sulfate proteoglycan biosynthetic process. Gene Ontology annotation, cellular component: membrane. Gene Ontology annotation, molecular function: protein xylosyltransferase activity. The transcript is spliced from 10 exons. The record is from RefSeq and is a predicted model, not a curated record. Lineage: Eukaryota; Metazoa; Arthropoda; Arachnida; Sarcoptiformes; Oppiidae.
AGAUAACAUAAUGUGAGUGAUAAUAAUGUUACCAUUGAUGGCCAUCGAUGGACACAAUGAAUGACAAGAAGACAUGGAUGAGAUGGUUGUUGUGUGUGAUGUCAGUGGCGAUGAAGAGACCAUUUCGUAGAUAUUCAUCAUAUGUUUACAUAUUUAUUGUAAUAUUAAUAAUUCAAAUGUUAUUAUGUAUUGCUUUCUAUUCAACAAACAAUUCAAGCAUUGAAUCACAAAUUCAAACCAAAUUCAUAUCAAUUGAUAAAUUAAAAAAACUUUCAGAAAGAGCUGAUCAAUCGAUAGGUGAUUACGAAUUGGAAAAUAAAUUAUCAUUUAGUAAUUCAAAGGAUUUAAAACAAAAAGAUUUAUCGCAAAAACAAUUAAAUGAUUUUAAGCAACAGAUAGAUUUGAUGAACAUAUCUAUAAAAUGUGAUAUAUUAUCACCAAAUGGCAAAUACGGUGUUUCGGCCAUCGAGAGGGCCACUACUCAUGAGUGCAAACAACGAUUGGCUGACAUAACCUGUUCCACAAUCACUGCACAAUUAUAUCCACAAUCACUUCCCAGAUAUUGUCCAUUGAAAGACGGGAAAUAUGGUGAUUAUUUGGGUUGUUUUAGUGAUAAUAGUAAACCACGGGUUUUAAACGGAUAUCGGAUUAAAUUUUCAGAUAAUAGUCCCGACAAAUGUUUGACUAUUUGCCUGCAAUCGGGUUUUACAUUUGCCGGAUUAAAAGCUAGUAAUGAUUGUUAUUGUGGCCACGAAUUAUCGGUUAAUAGUCAUAAAUUGCCGAUAAAUGAGUGCAAUAUUUGGUGUUCAGGGGUUUCUCAUUUAAAAUGUGGUGGAUUUGACUCAAUUGAUAUUUAUAAAACAGGAAUCAAGUAUAUACCUAAAGUGGUGCCAAAUUUGGAGACAACAAUCAAUGGACGGGAUAUCAGAAUUGUAUUCUUAAUGACACUAAACGGUCGAUCUCUUAGACAAAUAAAAAGAUUAUUAAAGAAUAUAUACAGCAAAAGACAUUUCUAUUUUAUUCAUAUCGAUUCCCGUCAGGAAUAUCUAUUUCGUGAAAUGGUUUAUUUAGAAGAAAAAUUAUCAAAUAUAAGAGUGAGUCGGAUCAGAUUGUCGACAAUAUGGGGCGGCGCUAGUCUAUUGCAAAUGAUUAUUAAAUCUAUAUCACAAAUACUUAAUAUUUGGUCUAAUUCUUGGCAUUUUAUCAUCAAUUUAAGUGAAUCUGAUUUUCCAUUAAAACCAAUUAGUGAUUUGGAAAAUUUUUUGGCCGCAAAUAUAAAUAAAAAUUUUGUUAAAUCUCACGGACAAGACUCGCAAAGAUUUAUAUCAAAACAAGGAUUAGAUAAGACUUUUUAUGAAUGCGAUACUCAUAUGUGGAGAGUCGGCGACCGACAACUUCCUACUGGUAUUCAUUGGGAUGGAGGAAGUGAUUGGGUUGUAUUGAGUUACAAAUUCUGUCAUUAUAUAACUUUUGAAAACAAUGAACUUCUUGAAGGUCUUAAACAUCUAUUUAAAUACACUUUAUUACCAGCAGAGUCUUUUUUUCACACUGUCCUACAAAACAGCGAAUUUUGCACAACAAUAGUUGACCAUAACUUGCGUCUAACCAAUUGGCGUCGCAAACAGGGUUGUAAGUGUCAGUACAAACAUAUUGUUGAUUGGUGUGGAUGUUCUCCAAAUGAUUUUAAGACAAACGACUGGACACGUAUUGUGUCAACUCAAUCAAAGCCAUUGUUUUUUGGCCGCAAAUUUGAAGCAAUAGUUAAUCAAAAUAUAAUAAACAAUUUAGAAGAAUUAAUAAACAAAAAUUUUAGUCAAUCAAUAAUAGCUGUCAAUAAGUAUUGGCAAAAUGAUUACCACAUUAAAGACAGUCAUUUCUUCGUCAAUGACGCCAAACUAACUUUCUAUUAUGCAUUUGCUAUAAAUAGUCAAAAAAUUAUUGAAAAUAAAUGUAAUUCUGAUUAUACUUAUAGUCAAAACAAAGGCUCAAAAGCAUUACAUUUAAGUCUUGUUAAAGAAGUUAACUUAUAUUUUGAAAGCGAUUCAUUUGAAGGCAUUUUAAUUACAUUUGAGUCCAAAGCUAAUGACGAGUUUAAUUCAAUUCUGACGUUUGAAACACUUAUCCGUCCUUUAAGUCAAUCACUUAACAAACCAAAUAAAUCGCCUAAAAUAUUGAUUUCUCUUGAGAUCUGUUCCGACUUUGAUGUUAAAGAGUCGGUGUUUCGCAACUUUGGUUGCAUUUUGGGUCCAUUUUCUAAACCAAUAGCUCUUCAUAAAUGGCAAUACUCUAAUCAACCAUUUAGUGCAACCUUUGUUUGGGUCGAUCCCAUUAAUACUGUCGCCGCUUCUUAUGAAGUUAAGAUUCAGAUUAAUGCAACACUUGAUCAGCCAUUACUUCAAAAACCACAACUCAAUACACCAUUACGUCCCGGAAUUUGGAAGUUAAUUGUAUUACACAAAUGGACAGUUAUUACUGAAACUCAGUUUUUAAUAACUCCAUUACUGUUUUAUAACAAUACUAAAGUUGACAAAGAGAUGGCCAAACAACUACAUAACGGUCCCAAACAACUAUAUACCGCUUAUAACUUUAGCUCAAUUGAGAAAUUUCUUGGAUUUGAGAGCAAAAAUCCUUUGGAGAAAGUGUUAGGUCUAAAAAAUUCUCGUAAAUCCAGAGAUCAAUUGCUUAAUUGGAUUCAUCAUUUGUACUCUAAGUUCUGGUUUGCUCAACGCAUAUGCUAUUUGUCAGAUAAGACUAGUCUUGGAGUUGAUUUCAAUUGUGAUCUUCAUCUUCCAGAGUGUCACUCAACUGAUUGGAGCUCGCAAUCAGCCGAUCCAAAGUCAGACAUCUCUAUAUUAUUCUAGUUAUCAAAUAAUG